CCUAUACCACAACCUCCAUCUUAAACCUCAUCUUUCGCUCCCGCUCUCCGCACUUCUCUUCUUUCCCGCAACUCAAUUGCAAAGAACUUCAUCUACACACACCCCGUCGAAACCACCUAUACACGUUGUUAGAGCACCCCGCAACGCCACAGCUUGCUUGCUCAACCACCCCGUCAACUCUACCGCACCACACACUAUCCGCCGGCACAUCACUCUCAAUCAUGGCUCUUCUCGCAAAAGUGAAAGCUGUCACCAGCGGCGACACCUUGAUCCUCAAGUCGAGCAAAUCCAACGCCGAGAAGAUCCUGACACUCGCCUACGUUUCCGCCCCGCGCCUCCGCCGCGAGGGUGACGAGCCCCAUGCAUUCCAAUCCCGCGACUACCUGCGCAAGCUCGUCGUGGACAAGGAAGUGCAGUUCGUCAUCACGCAGAAUGUUCCCAACACCAACCGCGACUUGGGAAUCGUCAAUCUUGCCGACGGCCGUUCGCUCCUGGAAGUUCUCGUCUCCGAGGGCCAGGUCAAGCUCCGUGACGACACGCAGAGGAUCGAGGACAACGUGCUGGUCGAUAAGCUCCGCAUCUACGAGGACCAGGCGAGGAGCGCGGGAAAGGGCGUGUGGAACUUGAGCGGCGAUAAUCAUAUCGAUGCGAGAUAUGAUCUGCCUGCUAGCCCGCAUGAUUUCCUCGAGGAGCAUAAGGGGAAGCAGAUUGCUGCCAUCAUUGAGCGUGUCAUCUCCGCCGACAGGUUCGCGGUUCGCAUGAUCAUCUCCCCCAAGCUUCACCAGCAGCUUGUUCUUCUCCUCGCUGGUGUUCGUGCACCUCUCUCUACCCGAAUGGACGCGAACCAGAUGGUCACCCCCGGUGAAGAGUACGGUGACGAGGCAAAGGACUUCGUCGAGGCCCGUCUUCUUCAGCGUACUAUCCACGUCGACCUUCUCGGGGUCAGCCCUCAAGGCCAGCUCGUCGGUUCGAUUGUGCAUCCUGCCGGAAACAUUGCCGAACUCCUCCUUGCCCAGGGUUACGCCAGAUGUGUGGACUACCACAGCGGCUUCCUCGGAGCUGCAAUGGCCAGACUCAGAGAUGCCGAGAAGCACGCAAGAGACAACCAGCUUCGAGUCUUCAAGGCGCACGUACCGAAGAAGAAGGAGUCUGGUAGCGAAUUUGAUGCUGUGGUCUCGCGUAUCCUUAGUGCGGAUACCAUCUUUGUGAGAAACAAGGCCGGCGCGGAGCGGAAGCUCAACCUCUCCAGCAUCAGACAGCCCAAGCCGUCGGACCCGGCGCAAUCGCCCUUCCAGGCGGAUGCUAAGGAGUUCCUGCGAAAGAAGCUCAUCGGCAAGCACGUACGCGUCAGCAUCGACGGAAAGCGGGCAGCACAGGAGGGCUACGAGGAGAGAGAAAUGGCUACUGUCACUCUGGCCGACAAGAACAUCGCUCUUCUCAUGGUUGAGAACGGAUAUGCUUCCGUUGUUCGCCACCGAAAGGACGACACUGAUCGGUCUCCUAUCUGGGACAGUCUUGCCGCUGCUGAGGAGGCUGCCAGGAAGGAGUCGAAGGGAAUGUACGCCUCGAAGGCACCUGCGUCGGCUAAGAUGGUCGAGGCUUCUGAGACUCUACAGAAGGCCAAGAGUUAUCUUUCUUUCCUCCAGCGCCAGAAGAGGGUCCCCGCUAUCGUCGACUUUGUCGCAUCUGGUUCCAGAUUCAAGGUCAUCAUCCCCAAGGAGAAUGCGCGUCUCACAUUCAUCCUGAGCGGUAUCCGAUGCCCGAGAACCGCAAGGAACCCCAACGAGCAGUCGGAGCCCUUCGGCCCGGAAGCACUAGAGUACGUCUCCAAGAAGUGCAUGCAGCGCGAUGUCGAAAUCGAUGUUGAGGACAUCGAUCGUGUCGGUGGUUUCAUCGGUACCAUGUACGUCAACCGCGAGAACGUUGCCAGAGGCCUCGUCGAGGAGGGACUGGCCAGUGUCCACGCCUAUUCUGCCGAGAAGACCGGACACGCCAACGAACUGUUUGCGGCCGAGACCCGGGCGAAGACUGCACACAAGGGAAUGUGGCACGACUGGAGUCCUGAGAAGGAGGCUGCCGAGCAAGAGGACACCACGAGCUACGUCACCAAGCAAGAAACCGUCGAGCGGAAGAAGGACUACCGCGAUGUCGUCGUUUCUCACUCGGACACCCUCGGCAAUCUGAAGCUUCAGCUUGUUGGCGCCGGCACCUCCGCCCUCGAGGAGCUGAUGCAGUCUUUCCGCAAGUUCCAUCUCCAGCCUGCCAACAACAAGCCGAUCGAGGGACCCCCCAAGGUCGGCCAGCUCGUUGCCGCCAAGUUCACCGAGGACGACACUUUCUACCGCGCCAGAAUUCGCCACGUCGACCGUACCGCAAAGGAAGCCGAGGUCCUCUACGUCGACUUCGGCAACUCUGAGAAGAUUUCAUGGACGCGCAUGCGUCCCCUCGCGCCCCAGUUCUCGGCAGACCGUCUCAAGCCCCAGGCCGCCGACGCAACCUGGUCGUUCCUCCAGUUCCCCUCCGAUAGCAUGUACGCCGAAGACGCUUACGACAUGGUGGUCAGCCUCACUGGCAACCGCCAGCUCGUCGCCAACGUCGACCACGUCAAGUCGGACGGCUCCCUCAUGGUCACCCUCUUCGAGCCCGAAGCCGCGACCUCCGGCGCGAGCAUCAACCGCGACUUGGUCGCCGCGGGCCUCGCUUACGUCCCCGCGAAGAUGCUGCCUGGCAUCCGUAACGCGUACGCGGACGUCAUUGCGGACCUUGAUGCGGCUAUGCAUCAGGCUAUGGAGGCGCACUUGGGAAUGUGGAAGUACGGCGAUACUAGGCCCGAUGAAGAGUAGUUCUUCGUUCGUGUUUCAUGGUGCUUUCUCCUGGCAAUAUUUUCUUUUUGUGUGGUGGUGGGGUGUGUAUAGGGUGUCUUUUCUUUGAUUCCUUUUCCUUGAUUUUCUUUGACUUUAUGGGGAUUUUCUGGGCGCAUUGGUUCGGCGUAUUUGAUGGGGCUCUAUUACUUUGUACGUACGGUGCCUACGAGCGGUAAUGGUGUGGAGUGAAGGGUGGAGGGGGU
Tricharina praecox is the source of this 3067-nucleotide messenger RNA. RefSeq lists its product as uncharacterized. The transcript is spliced from 4 exons. Gene Ontology annotation, molecular function: nuclease activity; RNA binding. Bases 222 to 2843 code for a protein of 873 amino acids. NCBI's taxonomy places the organism in Eukaryota, Fungi, Ascomycota, Pezizomycetes, Pezizales, Pyronemataceae. Gene Ontology annotation, cellular component: RISC complex; cytosol; nucleus. The record is from RefSeq and is a predicted model, not a curated record. Gene Ontology annotation, biological process: mRNA catabolic process; regulatory ncRNA-mediated gene silencing.